Strongylocentrotus purpuratus (purple sea urchin) is the source of this 526-nucleotide messenger RNA. Its product is annotated as retinol dehydrogenase 8-like. The transcript has 2 exons. The coding region runs from base 17 to 526 and encodes 169 amino acids. Lineage: Eukaryota; Metazoa; Echinodermata; Echinoidea; Camarodonta; Strongylocentrotidae. The record is from RefSeq and is a predicted model, not a curated record.
CAAACUUAUCAAAAAAAUGGCGCAGAAAAUUACGCUGAUAACGGGAUGCUCAACAGGUAUCGGACUCAAUAUAGCAGUCAAACUUGGGAAGGACGCAGCGAAAAAGUAUAUGGUUUACUCGACCAUGAGGAACCUUGGGAAGAAAGAGCCCCUCGAGACUGCCGCAGGUGACGCCCUCAACGACACGAUUUUUAUCCGUCCUCUUGACGUCGUCAAAGAUGACUCGGUGACAAAUGCCGUCAACGAAAUCGUCGACAAACAUGGUCGAAUCGACCUAGUCAUUAACAACGCUGGUAUCGCCACAUUCAGCCCUCUUGAGUACACUCCACUGGCUGACGUUCGGGAUGUGUUCGAGACAAACUUCUUCGGGGUUGUUCGGAUGAUGCAAGCAGUCUUACCUCACAUGAAGGAACAGCGAUCAGGACAUAUCAUUAACGUCAGCUCCAUCGGAGGAUCCUUAGGUACACGGUCUAAACCAAUUUUGUUUGGUUUUGGUAGGGUUGGUUUAUUUUACCUAACUGCUUAG